AGACCCGGAAACAGUUGCUAUUUUAAGUGGGGGUGGGAUUGGGCGGGUCGGGCCUCGGCGGCUGACGGCGGGGGAGGAGCCGGGUCCACUGCCGGGUGGAGGGGCAAAGCGAGUGUCCUUAUCCUAGCAAUUGGGGCUCUGGGCCUGUAAGCCAGUUGGAGUCGCGGCGGCGGGAACGACUGGGCCGAGCGGAGGAAAACAUGUUGCUUUUCGUGGAGCAGGUAACAUCUAAAGGAACUGGUUUAAAUCCUAAUGCCAAAGUAUGGCAAGAAAUUCCUACUGGAAGUACCGAUGCCACCCCAGUAACUCAUGGAACAGAAAGCUCUUGGCAUGAAACAGCAGCCACAUCAGGGUCUCAUCCUGAGGGUAAUACAGAGCCAUCAGAAGAUACGUGUAAGGAAUAUGAAGUAAUGUAUUCUCCAUCUUGUGAAAGCACAAGAAAUACUACAGGCAUUGAAGAGUCAACUGAUGGAAUGAUUUUAGGACCAGAAGAUUUGGGUUACCAAAUAUAUGAUGUUUCUGGAGAAAGCAAUUCAGCAAUUUCUACAGAAGACCUAAAAGAAUGUCUGAAGAAACAAUUAGAAUUUUGUUUCUCACGAGAAAAUUUGUCAAAGGACCUUUACUUGAUAUCUCAAAUGGAUAGUGAUCAGUUCAUCCCAAUUUGGACAGUUGCCAACAUGGAAGAAAUAAAAAAGCUGACCACAGACCCUGAUCUAAUUCUUGAAGUAUUGAGAUCUUCUCCCAUGGUACAAGUUGAUGAGAAGGGUGAGAAAGUGAGACCAAGUCAUAAGCGUUGUAUUGUGAUUCUUAGAGAGAUUCCUGAAACAACACCAAUAGAGGAAGUGAAAGCUUUGUUUAAAAAUGAAAACUGCCCCAAAGUGAUAAGCUGUGAGUUUGCACACAAUAGCAACUGGUAUAUCACUUUCCAGUCUGACACAGAUGCCCAGCAGGCAAGGAUAAAAGCCAUCAACACAUUUUUUGCUAAGAAUGGUUAUCGAUUAAUGGAUUCUAGUUUGUAUAGUCAGCCCAUUCAUACUCAAGCACAGUAUGCCUCACCAGUCUUUAUGCAGCCUGUAUAUAAUCCUCAUCAGCAGUACUCAGUCUAUAGUAUUGUGCCUCAGUCUUGGUCUCCAAAUCCUGCACCUUACUUUGAAACACCACUGGCUCCCUUUCCCAAUGGUAGUUUUAUGAAUGGCUUUAAUUCACCAGGAUCUUAUAAAACAAAUGUUGCUGCUAUGAAUAUGGGUCGACCAUUCCCCAAAAAUCGUGUGAAGCCUCAUUUUAGGUCAUCCAGUGGUUCAGAACACUCAACAGAGGGCUCUGUGUCAUUGGGGGAUGGACAGUUGAACAGAUCUAGUUCAAGGAACUUUCCAACAGAACGGCAGAACCCUACAGUAGCAGGGCAUCAGGAGCAAACUUUCCUCACAAAGGAGACUCCCACUCUGCAGAUGGAACAGAAUGGGGACUAUGGUAGGGGCAGGAGAACUCUGUUUAGAGGUCGAAGACGACGAGAAGAUGACAGGAUCCCAAGACCCCAUCCUUCAACAGCUGAAGCAAAGCCUCCAACACCAAAGUUUGACUUACUAGCCUCAAAUUUUCCUCCUUUACCUGGAAGUUCAUCAAGAAUGCCAGGUGAACUUGUUUUGGAGAAUAGGAUGUCUGAUGUUGUUAAAGGUGUCUACAAAGAAAAGGAUAAUGAAGAGUUGAGAGUGAGUUGCCCAGUGCCUGCAGAUGAUGAGCAGACAGACUGCACUUCUGCCCAACAACUAAGUAUGACUCCCAGUCCUCCAGGUGCAACUGAGAUUCCUGCAUUAAGCACAACUCAGCAAGAAAAGGAUUUAGUAGAGGAUACCACUGUUCAGAAGGAUGUUCUCAACCAGAUACCAGUUUCUUCCCCAAGUACUACCAAGCCAUCAAGGGCAAAUACUGCUUCACCAUGUAAUAGUAACAUAAAUGCAGCUGUAGCUGUGGCUCUGCAGGAACCCCGAAAGUUAAGUUAUGCUGAAGUGUGCCAGAAGCCCCCAAAAGAGCCGUCUUCAGUUCUUGUGCAACCACUGCGGGAACUUCGCUCCAAUGUAGUGUCUCCCACCAAAAAUGAAGAGAAUGGAGCUCCUGAGAAGUCUGUUGAGAAACCGCAUGAGAAGCCAGAAGCAAGGGCUAACAAGGAUUAUUCUGGCUUCCGAGGCAAUGCCACAGCCAGGGGAGCAGCUGGAAAAAUCAGGGAACAGAGACGCCAGUUUAGCCAUAGGGCAAUACCUCAGGGAGUGACUCGACGUAAUGGCAAAGAGCAAUAUGUGCCACCCAGAUCACCAAAGUAAAAAAAGAAAAAAAAAAAACUUUUCACAAACUUUUCUCUCUUCCCAUUAAACUUGAGCCGUGGCUAUAUUGAACUGUUUUGGAGGGGAGGGUUUCGCCAGAAAGGAAACAGGAAGAUGUAUGUCCUUAAAUCAUUAUGGAUUUUGGCGUUGUGAGCAGUAGGAUCCCAAAAUUCAUCUCUAAUGUGAUUUUUUAAAUGCUGGAGGAUUCCAAUCAGUAUAAAUAUAUAUAUAUAUAUAUACACACAUAUAUAAAAAUAUAUAAUUUUUCUAUUUUUGUUUUUGAUUUUAAUUUGCAGAGAUUUUCUGCUUAGAAUCAAUUUUGAACGUUCAGAUUUAGCUUGAAGAAAACAUUAUACAUCCUUCAGUAUAGGAGAUGAGGGAGUGAGAGAAAAUAUUUUUUGAACAAGCAAUUCUGUAAAAUUAGAAAUUACUUUUUUUAAUCUAUUUAAAAGUUUGGCUUGGAAAAUGCCAUCUCUGGCUAUAUCGCCUUUUGUUGCAAAGCAGAUCUGUGGCUGGAGUGCCUGUUGUGGAUGUGAGUGUGGACAAGAGCGAUUGAAGCCAAAUCUGUUGUGUUAGUAAAUGAUUUUAAAACUGAAUGUAAUACUUGAGUAGUUUUUUCUUCCUAGUUUGAAAUUUAGUCUGUCUUUCUGAGCUUACUAAUAUUUCAUCCAAGAAGUUGUACUUGGAAAUGUGACUACCAAUCAGUUUGAUACUCAAGGAAAAAAGUUUAUUCAGAAAAUUGAAAAAAAUUCAUCUUAGACCUGAAUCGAUAGCCUUCAGAGUUUUAAACUGCCCUGUGAUUUUUCCCCUAACAUGGGAAACAAACGUUUUUUGGAUACUCUAUGAUACUCUCUGUUCUUUGCCCACUCCCCAAAGCAGAAUAACCACAUAAUGAAUUCUGUGUUUGUAACUGCUUUGACAAGUCUAGUCAAAUGAUUCAACUGUUCUAAAUUUCAGAUUCAAUUGAACAUGAAAUAUUUACUCUUCUGUUCACUUACAGAAUUUUAGGUCCCAGAAUGGUAGGGCAAACUAACCCUACAAUAAUUUAUUUGCAUUAAUGUUUAAGGUGAAACAUUGUAACUUACUUUAAAAAGUGAAAUAGUGUAGAAGUAAAAAAACAUUUUUAAAAGGCUUAAUUUGGGGGGAAUCUUUUUUCUGUUUACAGAGUAUUAUUUUCCCUCCUUCAUUUCUUCCCCCACCCUGAAAAAAAGAUACAGUUUGGAAUUCACUGAAACAGAACCAGCAAGUCUUGAGAUUUUUAAGAUGAAGAAAAUGGUUGAAGAAAAUUAAUGUGUAUUUUCUCAGUGGAUAAAGUUAUAUAGUUUUCAUAUGUUAAAUAGACAAGUUUACAUGCUGGUAUUUAGGAAGUGGCUCUACUAUUAAAAACCAUGUUGCAUUAAUCUGUUUUAAGUCAUACCAUGUUCAGAGUUCUAUGUAAGGUGGCUUUUGUUUUUCUUUUUAUGGAUAGUUUGUAAUACGUAAGAACUGUCCCUUAUGUUAGUGAAUUACAUAUGUACAAAUUGAAACUGUAAAUUGUGAACACUGGAAAGCACCAUUGUGACAUAGACUAAACAUCUUAGUAAUAUAUUAAAAUGAAUGUAAAUGGAAGUUAAAAUUACAUUACUGUGAAACUUAUCUUCCAACUCUAAGUUAAGCUUCGAAAAUUUGUAUUAGUGGGUAACUAUUAAGAGCUUGGAAAACACUGCACAUUUCUGUACAAGCCAGAAUUAUUUCUUUGUAACUUAUUAUUCAGCUUGGCAAUUGCUUUUGAUUUGUUGGAUUUUAUAACAUGGUAUAACAUAUUGCUCAGUUUGAAACUAUUCAUUUCUACACACUAUUUUUUAAAUCGCUUAGUAGAUGAAACAUACAAUGAAACUACCUGUGCUGAAAUUUGGGGGAAGUUUAGGUCCUUUUAAGGAAAGUAUUAAUAAUCACUGACUACAUCUAUGAUAAAAGUGCUUAUUUUUGUUUACUUAGAUAAUGCUGCAGUUGGUGGAAAUGAUAAACAUUAAAGUGUUAACAUCCUGUGAAUGCAUUGGAUUUAAGAGAAUAAACAUUUUGUAAAAAUCACUUGGUAAGGAUUAUAAACUUAAUUAUUGCACUUAAAAUGAAACAUACUUUUUUUAAACAAUGUGUCACAGAUGUAGGCUUGUAUUAUAUGUAUGCUUGUGUGUCUUAAUGUUUCUAAAAAUCUAAAGAUUCUAAUUGUAACACAAAAAAAAGUCUUUUAAGAGUCUUCUUUUGAAGAAAGCAAGUGUAUUUUUGCUUUUUCCCUAAACAUUACUGAAAGUAGAAAUUUAAUUUGAAGACAUGACCAUUUUUUAAAUUUCUCAUAGUGUUUUUAAUUUAAUUUGCCUCAUUACAACUAAUAGUUCCCAUUUGAUGGGAUAUAUAGAGAAGAAUAAGUGUGUGUGUAUGUGUGUGUGUAUAUAUAAUAUAUAUUCACAGUAUGUAUUUAGCAUUUAUUUUAUUACACCAGAUUUAAGGAUUUUAUCUAAAUGAUGCCUGUGAGUUGUGUGAAAACUGUUGGCUUUUUUCCCAGCAUUACUCUAUUAUUGAUGAGGGUGGGUGUUCAUUGUAGUUCAAUUAUUUAUUUGGUUCUUUAGAUGGAAAAAUGUCAAUAUCAAAAUUUUUCGUCAGCUUUAUGAUUUACCAUUUUUCCUUAGGCUGUUGAAUGUCUGAUACAGUGAUGUUCUGCCAUAAGUUUUUACUGAAUGAAAAGAAGUUAUUAUUACCUUGCAGUUUAGAGGAAGUACAUAGAGACAUUGCAAAACCUGCCUCCAUUUUUUAUCCUGAUAAUUAAGGUUUUCGUAAUGUCAACGGCCUGUCUAAUCUGAAUAAUUUCAGUUUUGCCAAAAAUAGGCACAUUAAAAUAGUGAAUUUUUUUCAACCGUAUUUUAGAGGAAGAUAAUACUUCAGUGAUACAGGGUUAUGGUGGUCCUAAGUGCUCAGUGUACAGGAGAUCAGAUGACACGCAGAAUUCUCAUUUAUUUUUGGUUCCUAAAAUGAAGGUAGCUUGAAUAUUUCACAUUCCAUUUUCUUUUUAAAUAACCAUGUUUGCUUGUACAAGGCUUAAAUGAUGGAGUAUUAGCAUCUUCACUAGUGUUUACACUAGAAAACAAUGUUGCUGGAACAGAAAAUAGCAUUUAAAAGUUACUGAACCCUUCUCUAGUUUAUUAGGUAUGGCCUUACUAAUUAGUCUCUUUGCUUAAAUGUCCACUGGCUUUACUCUGACACAGUCAAACAACACUGGAGUUAAUUCUCUGAUAUUUGUGUUGGCAAUAUAUAUUAAUCAUUUUAAAAGUACCAGUUUUUCUUUUUUAACAGAAAAGGCAAACUCAGAAGAGGACAUGUGUUUCUUUUAAGGGGAUUUUAUAAAUUCUUAAUUAUAUGACAGGUAAAGUUUUCUAAUAUUUUAUAUUUCCUUAGAUUUGGUGGCCAUUAAUUUAACUGGGCUUUUUGGCAUAUGCUAAUGUAGCUCAACUGAGUGUCCAAGAAAAUACUUAGACAUUUCACUUUUUAUGAACUGAAGGAGGAUAUUUUAAGGAGUUGAAUUUGUUUUCAAGUUGAGAAUCAAUUCUAUUUUACAAUUCACUUGAUUAUUAAAUAACUUAAAGUUUAAUUUUUAAAGCUGAGGACUUUUUGUGAAUCUUUGAGUAGACAGUUCCUAAAAGUACAACUCAGAUAUCAACAGACUGUGUGUUAAAUGGUUUUAUUUUCACUUUUCAGCACAGAAUACUGAGUAGCAUGUGUAAAGAAAUAUCCAUAUCAGCUUUUUUUAAAAUCCUGAUUCAGGUGUCCUUUGAGUGACAUCUCUUAAAUGUGAGGGGUUGGGGUUUAGAACCAGUUCUCUGACUUCUAUUUUGUCCAUUGCGUAGGUUUGUUUCUAUUGUCAAAAAUGUCCCCUCCCAAAAUGGUAUGACACAUGCUCAUGCAUAAAAUGUUAAAAUGAGUA
Molecule: messenger RNA, 6273 nt
Organism: Otolemur garnettii (small-eared galago)
Lineage: Eukaryota; Metazoa; Chordata; Mammalia; Primates; Galagidae
Gene: LARP4
Product: La ribonucleoprotein domain family member 4
Exons: 15
Coding region: 201-2318 (705 amino acids)
Biological process (GO): positive regulation of translation
Cellular component (GO): cytoplasmic stress granule; cytosol
Molecular function (GO): mRNA 3'-UTR binding
Source: RefSeq, a predicted model, not a curated record